Danio rerio (zebrafish) is the source of this 2205-nucleotide messenger RNA. It is a transcript of the gene plekhb2, whose product is annotated as pleckstrin homology domain containing B2. Gene Ontology annotation, cellular component: membrane. The record is from RefSeq and is marked provisional. Lineage: Eukaryota; Metazoa; Chordata; Actinopteri; Cypriniformes; Danionidae.
GGAGAUGCUGCUGAUGUCACUCUGCUAGUCGCGCAUACAAACGACAACACAGCGAAAGAGGAUUUGUGAGUUUCCUAGAGGAUGGCGUUUGUGAAGAGCGGGUGGCUGCACAGACAGAGCACCAUCUUGCGGCGCUGGAAGAAGAACUGGUUUGACCUCUGGUCAGAUGGACGUCUCGUCUUCUACGAUGACCAGCAGCGGCGGGACAUGGAGGACGAGAUCCACAUGAAGGUGGACUGCAUUAACAUCCGCAAUGCCAGUGCUUGUCGAGAGCUCGCUCCUCCUGAAGGCAAAGGCAAAGACUCGCUCCUGCAGAUUGUCUGUCGGGAUGGUCGAGUGAUCAGCAUCUGCGCAGACAGUGCAGACGACGCGCUGGCUUGGACAAUGGCUCUCCAGGAUGCAAGGCUUAACACUGUUGUGGCUCCUCCUCAGAUGGGUUUUGGGGAGGAUCCUGUGGCAUCGGCUCCUCCACCAUAUUCUGAGCUAAACCCAACUCCACAGGUCUUUUAUCCUGAUGGUUAUGGCGGUUACGUUCCUCAUCCUCCACCAUAUGCGACACAGAUGGUUUACUCAGCCGACGGGCAGCAGUAUGCAGUCGCCUACCCUUAUCACUAUCAAGGUGGAUUCACUCAGCCCGUCAACCAUGUGAUUGUUCAGGAGCGCCGGCGCGAGGACACGGGUGAUGUGGCUCUGGGCAUGUUAGCCGGCGCUGCUACUGGAUUAGCCCUCGGCUCUCUGUUCUCCGUGUUUUAAUGACCCCCCGGGUAAACUUGGCUAACCUUUACUCACUUUGCGCCUCGAAUAAAACUCACAGCUCGGAUACUGUAGCAAGGCCGCGGUUGCAUUCACUUUGUUUUCAUCUUCCUACCAAAGCUUAUGUAUUUCCAUUAGGCACCGACAAAGGUGUUCGCUUUGCUAAUGUAAUCCGUGACUUCUAGAGAUGUACACUAAAAUCUUGCCAGCUAGUUUUGAGAUGAGAGCAAUUGGUGUGACUUGAGGAUCAGAAGAACACUGAAGCGUCUGAAAGUGUUUAGAGUUUUGCUAACAAAGUUCCUGUGUAGAAAUGAUACAUAGCCUGGUGAUGAUUAGCAAGCAGUUCGGGUUUUUCUGUUAGUUCCUGUUAUAGUAAACAUUCAGUGUUGCUUGCUGUUGCAAAUGUAGAAUUUUGCAGUAUGAAACAUGUUUGGAACUGAACUUUGGAACGGAAUGGGUCAAUUUGAUGAUUGGAAAAUAAACAUUUUGUCAAGGUUAUAGUUUUUUAGUUGACAGAGUAAUAAAUAUGUUUGUGAUAUUUAAAAGGAAUAGCUCUCUCAAAGCUCAAAAUUCAGUCUCAUUCAGUUUUUUUUUUUUUUUUAGUAAGUAAUUUUUCAAAAAAAAAAUAUUUGAGAGUUAAUUAAAAUCAAAAUUAAGCUGAAAUCUAUUUUUUUCACAAUAUAAUUUUUUUCUUUCAUAGUUUAAAUGGAGGUUUUCUCAAAUUUUCUAAUUAGUUUUCUCAAUUUAGUUUCUCAAAUUAGUUUUCUCAAUUCUCAAUUUGUUUUCUCAAAAAUUCUCAAAUUAGUUUUCUCAAAAUUACACAAUUUUGUUCUCAAUUUUGUUUCUUCAAAUUCAAUUUUCUCAAAAAUUCUCAAAUUAGUUUUCUCAAAAUUACCUAAACAUUAGGUUUCUCAAAUUCGUUUUUUUUUUUUUUAAUUCACAAUUUUUUCACAACACAAUUCACAACAAAAUUAGUUUUUUCAAAAAUGAGUUUUCUUAAAUUAAAAUCAUUUUUGUGUUUUAUAUUUUAUAAUUGGCUUUUUGGACAGCAAACUUGAAUUAUUCCCUUUAAAUGUAACAAUUGACAAACAUUUAGUUGAAAUCUGUUUUUUAUUAGUAUUAUUAAUAAAGAUGGACUUCCUCGAAAAAAAUGUUUUUUGCAUUUUGCUAAAUAGCUUGACUUAAAAAUCAUGUUUAUUUCAUGUUUAUUACUAGAUGGUGAUGAUGAUGACAAAAAUGUAAUUUUCUCACAUCAUAUAUUAUCAGAAAGCUCAUUUGACAGGGAAAACUGAUGAUGCUUCUUGAUUACGCUACGUGUUAUCCAGCAAAGAGAUUGUCCUUAAAUCCAGUGCACUUUUUUCCUAUUAUUUCUACAUCGUUUGCCUUCAUUGAACUCAUGUAUUGUUUACUUGUACUCAAGUGUUAAAAAGAGUUUUUUCCCUUUUUUGUGGA